CACUAUCUACCUGGAAGCCGAGUCCGCAAUCUAAUCGUACCGAAAUCGAUGGUUCGCUGACUGGCACAGACAAGACACUAGCAUCCCGCAGUUGGAGGCGCCACGGAAUCGAAGAUGACGGAAGUGAAGCGUCGGGGCUCGAAUGUCCCGCCCGGGCACUACUUGUGCGGUAUGGCCAACUGGCAUCCGGCCUGGCUGCAGAAGUACGCCACCACCAAGAUGUUCAUGGGCGUCUACGGACUGCUCGGCACCAUCCAGGCCAUGUCCUACAUGUACUUCAUCGUCACCCUCACGACGAUAGAGAAGCGCUUCAAGAUUCCCAGUCAAACAACAGGUAUUAUUCUCAGCGGCAAUGAAAUCUCGCAGAUCAUGCUGUCCCUUAUCCUGUCCUAUAUCGGUGGUCAGCGGAAUCGUCCUCGUUGGAUCGCCUGGGGCAUCGUCUUCUGCGGUCUGUCCUGCUACAUUCUCGUCCUGCCGCACUUUAUCUAUGGGGCUGGUCACGAGGUGCUGCAGUUCACCAAGGAGUACCAGGAUAGCCUCCUGAAUAGGACAUCUGAAGCGGGUCAGCCCCUGUUGAAUAUCUCCUCUGUCCAAACCGAGCGACUCUGUGGAGCGGGCAAAACGGAGGAUGACUGCGACGAUCUCUUCUCCUACGUGCCAUUGGUGCUAAUCUUCGUCUCUCAGUUUGUUCUGGGUGUGGGCAACACCAUGUACUUCUCCCUGGGUCAGACGUAUCUCGACGACAACGCCAAGAAGACAAACACUCCUUUAAUGUUAGCCGUGGCCAUGGCCUUGAGGAUGAUUGGUCCUGCCGUGGGAUUCUUUUUCGGCUUCUUGUCACUGAAUACCUUUAUCGAUCCGAGUAAGACUCCUCUGAUCGACAGAAAGGAUCCUCGAUGGCUGGGAGCCUGGUGGCUUGGCUGGGUUAUCCUGGGCACAUUGAUGUGUUUGUUCUCUGGCCUGAUCGGCCUCUUUCCCAAGCAGCUACCCAAGAUCCACGACACCCCAAGGACCAACUCCCACUUGCCACUGGCGCUGCGUCAGACGAAGGAGGAGCUCAAGCGGGAGGAGAACCUUUCGUUGAGCAGCCGCUUCUCCUCGAACGCCGCUCUGGACACAAUUGGAGCAGCUGCGGGGGCCAACGCCGAGCUGCCGAAACUCAAGGAUUUCCCACGCGCCCUCAUGCGAUUGCUUCGCAACAAGCUGCUGAUCUUCAACAUUAUCUCGGGAGUCUUCUACAUCCUGGGUGCCUCCGGGUUCAUGACUUUUCUCACCAAAUAUAUGGAGGUGCAGUUCCACAUGGAUGCCCAGAGUGCCACCAUUAUCGUUGGUCCCAUUUCCAUUAUGGGCAUGGUCAUCGGUUUGAUUGGCUCCGGUAUGGUGCUGUCCAAGAAGAAGCCCCACGUGAGCAAGGUGCUUAUGUGGAACGUAAUCGUUGGCGGGGUCUCCAUUUUGGGGCAGAUCUCAUAUGCCUUCCUUUACUGCCCAGACACCUUCUCCAUGACCCACGUGGGACAGCUGAACCUGACUAGUUCCUGCAACUCAAACUGCUCCUGCGAAGGAAUCACCUACACGCCCGUUUGCCACGAGCCGACGGACACCACCUUCUUCUCGGCCUGCCAUGCGGGAUGCCGCGCAUACAAUGCCACCUCCAAGUUGUACGAGGAUUGCAGUUGUAUGGCCAAUUAUAAGCCUCCAACCAGUGCGUCCCAGCGGCUGCUCAAUCUACUGUUACCCACUCAAGAACCGGAACUGGAUAGCACCACCGAUUUCGACGGCUAUCUAGGCGGUGUGCCCCUGCUCAAUGACGACGGUGACUUCGAGGAGGAGCUGCUGUCCAGGACCACUAGAUCCACUUCCGAUUCGGUGCUCCGGCCGGGUAUCUGCACAAAGAACUGCAACUGGAGCUUUUGGGCCUUCUCCAUCACCUCGAUGAUCGUCAGCUGGUUCGGUUCGUCCGGUCGAGUGGGCAACGUCCUGGUAAACUACCGAGCCGUGGCCCACGAGGACAAGUCCUUCGCUCAGGGACUGGCCCUGAUGAUGAUCAGCUUGCUCGCCCUGAUCCCCGGACCCAUCAUGUUCGGCCGCCUUAUCGAUUCCACGUGUCUGGUGUGGACGAAGACCUGCAAUGGCAAUGGCAACUGCCAGUUGUACGAUCAGACCCGCUUCCGUUACUCCCUCAACUUUUUGUCAUGCAUGCUUACUUUAAUGGGACUCUUCUUUGAUUACCUUGUUUGGUAUUAUGGACGCACUCUGGACAUUUAUGGCGACAAGGAGGCUAAAGAAGAGGAGCGGGCCAAUAGAAGGGACCAACCCAUUACUCCGCUGCUGGCCAAGAAAUCUGACCAGGAAGAAUACUAAGAGGGCAACCCAUCCGUGAUACUCAAUUAUAAGGAGUAGAUUCAUAUGAUACGCACCAAUUCCGAGUAUUUAAUAAAAGCAAAGCACAUUUUUAGAGUAAGUUCCUGUUAACAAAAGAAGAGAAAGAUCGGACGAAGCCAACAAUCCAAAGCCAUAUGUACAAAACCCGCUCUUCGAUAGGAUUUUCGUUAUUGGAUUCGCACUAUCCUAUGUCAUAUUUCAGUGUACAAUUGUUAAUUAUUUUUAUUACGUGCUAAGUUCAGUUAACUGUACCAUAAUUAGUUUAAUAAAUAAAAACUAAAAGAAUUU
Molecule: messenger RNA, 2670 nt
Organism: Drosophila takahashii
Lineage: Eukaryota; Metazoa; Arthropoda; Insecta; Diptera; Drosophilidae
Gene: Oatp33Ea
Product: Organic anion transporting polypeptide 33Ea
Biological process (GO): sodium-independent organic anion transport; transmembrane transport
Cellular component (GO): plasma membrane
Molecular function (GO): protein binding
Source: RefSeq, a predicted model, not a curated record